AUGUCGACUCUUUCGGUGGCGGACCUCUUUGGGGUCAAGGGGCGAAUAGCUCUGGUGACCGGAGGAUGCAGCGGAGUUGGAUUGAUGAUCGCAAAGGGCCUCGUGUCGAAUGGUGCAAAGGUCUAUGUUACUGCUUUGCCAACAGACGACAUCCAAGGAGCAGUGGCAGAGUUGUCGCAACUAGGACAAGCGUCCGGCGGUACGGCUAUAGGGUUUGCUGGUGACGUUUCCUCAAAAGAAGGCAUCGCUGCUAUUGCCAGUGAGAUUGAGAAGAACGAGACUCACCUGGACAUUCUGUGCUCGAAUGCAGGCAUUCGACGGGAUCCUCCGCAGAUGUGCAACGUGAAGACUGCAUCCCUGGACCAGCUGCAAGCCUCGUUAUGGUCCUCCAGACAUUCUGAUUGGGAUGAUACGUUCCGAGUCAAUGUAACAGCACACUACUUCCUCUCUGUCGCUUUGUUGAAGUUGUUGGCUGCAGCGAGCAAUCUUGAUCUUGGAGAUGGUCGUAGAGGGAGAGAUGAAGGCCGAGGUGUCAUGGUCAUAACGAGCAGUUGUGCUAGCAUGCACAAUUGUACGAAUAUUGAUCUGACCAGUUACGCCGCUAGCAAGGCUGCUAUUGAUCAUUUGGUGGCAUUGCUGGCUUCCAAAUAUGUAAAUUGGUAUGUCAGGGUCAACGCCAUCAAUCCUGGAUUCGUACCAAGUAAGAUGAAUCCGGUGGAAGAGGGCGGUAACCAGUUUGCGGAUCUUUUCAAAGCCAUGCCGGCUGGCCGCAUAGGCAAGAUGGAAGAUAUUGCUGGAGCAGUUAUAUAUUUGAGCAGUCAAGCUGGGGCGUAUGUUGAUGGUCGAUGCCUCUGCGUCGAUGGGGGCCGAGUUCUGUUGGCGAACGGGCAGUAA
Messenger RNA from Exophiala spinifera, 894 nucleotides. RefSeq lists its product as uncharacterized. The record is from RefSeq and is a predicted model, not a curated record. Gene Ontology annotation, molecular function: oxidoreductase activity. Lineage: Eukaryota; Fungi; Ascomycota; Eurotiomycetes; Chaetothyriales; Herpotrichiellaceae. The transcript is spliced from 6 exons. The coding region runs from base 1 to 894 and encodes 297 amino acids.